CGAGGAGAGCCGUGGGCCUGCCCGCCCUGCACGAGGAAGGCGGGCUGGCUGGUCCGGUGCAACCCGAUGCCCGUCCCCUGGGUGUUCCGGUACUUUGUCUGCGAGAUGGGCGCCAUGAACGUGAAGGUCGACAUCCGGGUGGCCGACAGGGCGCGGCAGGUCUGCCUGUCCAGCCUGGCGGACGCCCAGGACACCAAUCCGGACAGGAGUAGCCUGAGCGCGGCCACGGGCGCGCGGCGCGCGCCGCCCGCCUCGCGCGCAGCCUGCAGGUCUCGAUGUCGACCCUUCCGCUCCGAUGCGGCUUCGACGGCGUCCGGAGGAGGGUCCUCCCUCCGACGGAGGAGGGGGGAGGAAGGAUUUGGCGUCACUCCCCGUGAGCCCGCGGGCGCGGGCGCGCACCCGCCGCGGCGCGCACCCGGCCGCUUAAGCGCUCCAGCGGCAGGCAGCCCCGCCCGCCGCCGCCAGCCUUGAGACGGCCAA
Prorocentrum cordatum is the source of this 480-nucleotide messenger RNA. The record is from the annotation of a GenBank genome assembly. NCBI's taxonomy places the organism in Eukaryota, Dinophyceae, Prorocentrales, Prorocentraceae.